GCGUAGAGUUAUCUCCCCUGUACCAGUUGUGAAAGUUUUGUCAACCAACAGAAGAGGGGAGACAGAACCCAGCAAGAUGUCUGCAAUUUAUCGCAGCAUGAUUGCUGCAGCUGACAGAUUUGUCCCUCACAGUCUAGUGCCUUUGUGGAAUAGUCCAGCAGGUCCAAAAACAAUCUUCUUCUGGGCUCCUACCUUCAAAUGGGCAUUAGUUAUUGCAGGUAUAGGUGACAUUGCUCGUCCCCCCGAGAAACUGAGUCUAUACCAGUCAUCAGCUCUUGCUGCUACAGGUUGUAUAUGGGCGCGGUACUCCCUUGUGAUCAUCCCAAAGAACUACAAUCUGUUUAUGGUGAAUAUCUUUGUCGGUUUGACGGGAAUAUUCCAGCUGAGCAGAAUUUUUACGUAUAGAAAAUCUCUUCGGGAGGGACAGCCUGCCUUACCAGCCCCAGAAACCACACCAGCUGCAGAAGGGAAAUCUCCGUAGCAAGUGAUAAUGUAUACAAGGGACAACGUACGCACAAGAAAACAAACCAAACCUAACAAACUUGAGGAAUUUGAUACUAAUAUUUACAAUUUUAAAAUUCUGCCAUAACAUGUGAAAUAUACAAAGGGAGAUAAGUCCGCAGCGACUAAUUUGGGAACUUGUGAUCCAGGAUUUGUUUAGUAUCUAAAUCUAUCUUAAUAAUCAUGAAGAAAAUGAUCACAUUUCAUUUGUAAUAUUGAGGUGUUUUACUGACAGUAUUGAAAUAUUUAUUCAGAGUGUAAAGUGAAUGUGUUGGUUGUGAGAGAAACCAUGGUAACAGAUGCAGUGUUUAUUCAGUGAUGUCUGGAUCAGGGAUACAUAUCGGCAUAUAUUCAAUUAUGAUGGAGGGUCGCAGGAUAUGUUAUCAGUAACAAGCCUGGAGAGCAUCCAUGGAUGCUUGCAUCGUUAUUUAGUCUGUGUGAUUAUCAAUCAUCUGCAAUGAGUGAUUCAAACCCCUUGUUAAAGAGUUCAUUAGGAUCUGGGUGACCUGUGAUAUUCACAUCAAGGUUUUAUGAUAAGAGAGAAAAUUGAUUUGAUUUUGUUAAUGUCAACAGAAAGUGGUCUGUUACCAGUAGGUAUAUGCAUUUAGGUUUUAAUGAAUGUGUUGUGUGAAAAGGCAAGUCAGAGGUAGAUGCAAAUGGCCAUAUCCAGCUAGUCCACAGCUCAUUUCGGACUAGAGGUUUAUGUAAAACUACAGGUCCGUCACGAUUUUUGACAGUCUCGCACUAAUGGACGAGUGGUCGUGUCUAGCCCUGCAAAUAAUGCUACCUCGUCAGGGAAGAUUUUGUUGGUCAAGAUAUCAAAUGUAACUUAAGGGUUACAUUUUUUUAUAAAAGAAUUGGUUCUCAGGCAAUAACUUUUGAAAAUAUAGUGUGGGCGUGCGUUGUUUUUUUGCUGGUUCAAACUAGCAUGUAUGUAACCAAAUAAAAAGGUGUGUACCAUCAUCCUGGGAAAGUGCCUCCCUACUUAAACAAGCAUGCAAAAUCCUUUUGCCGCCAUGACCAUAUCUCGAGAUGCACAGUAAAACAGUGCACAUGUAAAGGGAAGUAACUGCAUGCAAUAUUGGAUCGCAUUUUUUAAAAUAGGAGGAUUUUAAUUUUUUGGGGGAAAAUGGAAAUAAAAGCGAAAUGUGGGGCAGGCUUUGAUGAUGGGGGCGGUGCCUGAGAACCAAGACUAUUUUUUUUAGCCUAAGGUAUAAGGGGCUUUGUGUCAUCAGUGUUCCUUUUUCCUCUUUAUUUUCAAGCUUGUGUUUCUUUAAAUCUAACCAGCUAGAUGAGGUUCCUGCCUUGUUGUUUACUGGUUGAGGAUGUACGUUGUUUAUUUAUGGUGGUAGACUGAUCUUGAUUGAAAGGAGCACAUCAUGGUGACAAGGGACAUAACUCAAACUUUUAAAGCCCUCGUCAAGGCAUUUAGAAAAAAUAAAAAUUUGAGUG
This is a messenger RNA of Haliotis rufescens (red abalone), 1953 nucleotides long. Its product is annotated as mitochondrial pyruvate carrier 2-like. Gene Ontology annotation, biological process: pyruvate import into mitochondria. The record is from RefSeq and is a predicted model, not a curated record. Gene Ontology annotation, molecular function: pyruvate transmembrane transporter activity. The coding region runs from base 77 to 481 and encodes 134 amino acids. The transcript has 5 exons. NCBI's taxonomy places the organism in Eukaryota, Metazoa, Mollusca, Gastropoda, Lepetellida, Haliotidae. Gene Ontology annotation, cellular component: mitochondrial inner membrane.